Polyodon spathula (Mississippi paddlefish) is the source of this 3773-nucleotide messenger RNA. Its product is annotated as calsyntenin-2-like. Gene Ontology annotation, cellular component: postsynaptic membrane; cell surface. Gene Ontology annotation, molecular function: amyloid-beta binding; kinesin binding; X11-like protein binding. Gene Ontology annotation, biological process: positive regulation of synaptic transmission; homophilic cell-cell adhesion; positive regulation of synapse assembly. Lineage: Eukaryota; Metazoa; Chordata; Actinopteri; Acipenseriformes; Polyodontidae. The transcript has 17 exons. Bases 176 to 3007 code for a protein of 943 amino acids. The record is from RefSeq and is a predicted model, not a curated record.
UACCGUUAGUCAGUGCUCCUGUCCUUUCACUGAUCAGCGCUGAACAUUCUCUACUGUGUAUCUUACGAACAAGUGCAUCUUUUUCUUCUCCUUUUCUUUAUUGUUGCUGCUUGCAAGAAGAAAAAAAACACACACUCCGAAGCACCACUGGGGUCAGCGUGCCCUCUUCCUCGUCAUGGAGAAUCUAAGAAUAUCCUUGAAGCUUAUUUUGAUAAUGAUGGGGCUUUGCAACGUCCUUGCAGGCAAAGUAAACAAGCACAAACCUUGGAUUGAGACCUCCUACCAUGGAGUGAUCACUGAAAACAACGACACGGUCCAGCUGGACCCGCCUCUCGUGGCUCUUGACAAAGACGCUCCAGUGCCGUUUGCAGGUGAGAUUUGUGCUUUCAAAAUUCACGGAGAGGACGCUCCUUUUGAAGCUGUGGUGCUGAACAAGACAUCUGGCGAGGGGCUCCUCCGAGCAAGCAGCCCCAUUGACUGUGAACUUCAGAAGGAAUACGUAUUCAUCAUCCAGGCGUAUGACUGCGGAUCCAGGGCUAGCGGAACAAACUGGAAGAAGUCGCACAAAGCGGUGGUGCACAUCCAGGUGAAUGAUGUGAAUGAGUUUGCUCCCACGUUCAGGGAGCCCAUGUACAAAGCGACCGUCACCGAGGGGAAGAUCUAUGACAGCAUCCUGCAGGUGGAGGCGGUGGACGAGGACUGCUCCCCCCAGUACAGCCAGAUCUGCAACUAUGAGAUUGUCACGCCUGACAUCCCCUUCGCCAUUGAUCGCAAUGGCAACAUUCGAAACACAGAGAUAUUGAGCUAUGACAAGGAGCAGCAGUACAAAAUCAUGGUGACUGCCUACGAUUGUGCUCAGAAAAAAACCACAGACGACGUGUUGGUGCGCAUUGAUGUCAAGCCAGUUUGCAAACCUGCAUGGCAAGGCUGGAACAAGCGGGUUGAGUAUGAGCCCGGCACCGGUAGCAAACCAUUAUUUCCCACAAUGCACCUGGAGACAUGUGAUGGGCCUGUCUCAUCUAUCCGGGUCACAGUGGAGCUGCAGACGAACCACAUCGGGAAAGGGUGUGACCGGGAGACAUACUCCGAGAAAUCUUUACAGAAGCUGUGCGGGGCCUCAUCAGGAAGCACUGACUUGCUACCAGCUUCCAGUGCCACAACAAACUGGACAGCCACCCUCCUGACAGACAGCGGACGGGACAGUGACCUGAUAUUCAAAUUUGAUGGAAGGCAGGCAGCCAAAAUCCCUGAUAGCGUGGUGCCAAAGAAUCUGACUGACCAAUUCACGAUCGCCACAUGGAUGAAGCAUGGCCCCAGCCCAGGACUCAGAGCUGAGAAAGAAACCCUUCUCUGCAAUUCAGAUAAAACUGAGAUGAAUCGGCACCACUAUGCAUUGUACGUGCAUAACUGCCGGCUGGUGUUUCUGCUGCGCAGGGAUUUCGACCAGGUGGACACUUUCCGCCCUGCUGAGUACCACUGGAAGCUGGAACAGAUUUGCGACAAAGAAUGGCACUACUACGUGAUAAACGUGGAGUUUCCCGUUGUGACCUUGUACGUUGACGGGGUGACCUAUGAACCAUACCUUGUGACUGAUGACUGGCCGAUACACCCCUCUCAAAUUGAUAUGCAGCUCACAGUCGGUGCAUGCUGGCAAGGGGGUGAAGUGAUAAAGCCACGGUUCACCCAGUAUUUCAGAGGCAGUCUCGCUGGCCUCACCAUCCGCCCCGGCAAGAUUGAGAGCCAGAAAGUGAUCUCCUGCCUCCAGGCAUGCAAGGAGGGUCUGGAUAUCAAUUCUCUGGAGAGCCUGGGUCAGGGGAUAAAGUUCCACUUCAAUCCUUCUCAGUCAACACUCGUCAUGGAAGGAGAUGACAUAGAGUACAUCAAUCAGGCCUUGCGGAAAGUGUCGUACAUCAACUCCAGACAGUUCCCCACUCCGGGCAUCCGGCGUCUCAAAACCUCUACUACAGUACAGUGCUAUGGUGAAGAUACUUGCAUCUCCAUCCCUGAUGUCGAUGCCUCUGUAGUGGUUCUGCAGCCCAGCGAGCCUCGGAUUACAAUUACUGGUAUGGACCACUUCGCCCGACCGGACACAGAGUUUGAGAGCUCUGAGGGACUAGUGCUUUUCCCCGACAUCCGAAUCAUCAGCACUGUCACCAAAACAGACCUGCCGCCACAGGGAAAAGCUUACAAGCGUGGUGGGCAGGAAGAAAUCAUUCACAACCUGGAUUACUGUGAUAUUCUGGUUAUCGGGAAUGAACUGAAUCCAGACCAGGAGAGCUUGCAACUCAAUAGGAAUGAGCUGCACGGAAAGCAUUUGGAUGCAACAAACUCCACUUCUGGAAUUUCUGUCUACGGUGUGGAUACCAUGUCCAACUACGAGCAAGUACUGAGGCAGGUGCGAUAUCUGAACUGGCACAGCGCCGGUAUUUUUGGAAGGAGGUUCAGGCUAACAUGCUCAGAGCUGAAUGGGAGAUACACAAGCAACGAGUUUAAUUUAGAGGUCAAUGUCCUGCACAGCUCAAAUUCCAUGGAGCAUGUGAAUCACAUGGCAGUUCAGCCUCAGUACUUCCAAGCAAUUCCCCACCCAAUGAUGAGGCACAAUGUAAACAGCGCCCACAGCUCAGCAAUUCCAAGCCCUGCCACCAUUGUGAUCGUGGUGUGUAUCAGCUCUUUGCUCCUCAUCGUAGUGCUGGGAAUCUACAGGAUUCGAGUGGCCCGUCUGCGCUCCUGUGAGAGUGGGGGAGGUGCAAAGGAAAACCAAUUGGAUUGGGACGACUCUGCGCUGACUAUUACCGUCAACCCCAUGGAGAACCUUGAAGAGCCACAGCAGGCCAAUGAAGAGAGCGAGGAAGAGGAAGAGGAGGAGGAAGACGAGUUGGAGGAAGAUGACAUCACGAGUGCUGAAUCAGACGACAGCGAUGAAGAGGAGGCAGUCACCAUGGAGGGCCAGAGUGACGGCAAGAGGAGAGAGCAGCUGGAGUGGGACAACGCAACACUACGUUAUUAGAGAACCUUUACUCGCCACCACCCCAGAAACACAGCAUCUUUGUUUCUAAGGCUACUGAUUCAUUGUUAAGACUUUGAGUUAGUGAAAUACAUGUUUAACUCGGCAGAUAAAAACCUCACACCUUAUAAAAUGUUGCUCUCUGCUGGCUAGGAAAGUGUACUGCACUAUUUUUAUGGUAACCCACUUUCCGGCUUUACUGCAAUAUGAUGCAUAAAUCAUGUAGCAGUUUGUUUUAGUUUUUUAGAAUAAUGACUGUAUUUUUUCUUCUGUUAAUGUUUCAAUCUGACUGUAAUCUCACUACCGACUGAAUGUGUUCAUUUUAUUGUGAACUCAAAUUACUUUCAUUGACUUUUAAAUAUGCUUCAACUGAUCUUGCCUACAUUAAUCCCUUAAAACUGGAAUUAUUUCAAUCGAGCUGGGUCCACUCUUUAAAUCUUCAUGGACCUGCACUUCUAAGGUUUUUUUUUUUUUUUUUAUAUAAAGGUUUUGGAUCAGUCUUGUUAAACAAUCUGUAGUCUUUGUCUGAACGGCUUCAAUAUAUAUAGGAAUUCUGCCUGUUAAUAGCUUUUUUCAUACUGUCUGGCUCCAAAGCAGUUUGUCUGACCAUUUAUAAUGUAUUGUUUCACCACCUGUUCGGUAGCCCAUCGUGAGGUCAGAAAGCAAAGUCUAAACUAAGUUCUCUUGUAUACAUUGUAUAUUGUGCACCCUUCUAUAGUAAGUGUUUUCUUUCAUAUAAACUUUGUUUAAAAAAUAAAAUAAAAAGUUG